UAGCGAGGUUAAUGGAACAUCUAAUUGAUUAUGAUGAUAAUGUAGAGAAUCAUUUAGUGGAUUUUGAAGAUGAUGAUACAGAUACUGACGACUAUAAUAUAGUUGUUAAUAAUGCAGUGUUAAAAGUUAGGCAUUUAUUUAAUGACUGGAAUCACGUUCAUGCUAUU
Messenger RNA from Dentiscutata erythropus, 167 nucleotides. Lineage: Eukaryota; Fungi; Glomeromycota; Glomeromycetes; Diversisporales; Gigasporaceae. The record is from the annotation of a GenBank genome assembly.